Sesamum indicum (sesame) is the source of this 1472-nucleotide messenger RNA. Its product is annotated as glycosylinositol phosphorylceramide mannosyl transferase 1. Gene Ontology annotation, molecular function: glycosyltransferase activity. NCBI's taxonomy places the organism in Eukaryota, Viridiplantae, Streptophyta, Magnoliopsida, Lamiales, Pedaliaceae. Gene Ontology annotation, cellular component: membrane. The record is from RefSeq and is a predicted model, not a curated record.
CGCGCCACGACCGAAAGGCCGGCUUGAAUACAAGGAAUGAACAACGACUAACAGAAGUGACAGAAGGAAAGAAAGUGGUGGCAGUUUGUGUCUGUAGUUCCCACAUCACAAACAAGAUCUGCAUCAGGGCCGUCUAUUGGAUGGGCUCCUGAAGAUGUCGACGCUUAUAACCAUCAGAGAGGCCUCUCUGAACGGAAACGGCGGUGACUACUCUCCCGCCAAGGAGAAAGCAGCGAAUCGCGGCGUCUAUGGCGCUCGCUCGCCUCUGCUCCACCGCCGCCUCCGGCUCUUGGUCGGCGGCGCCAAGUACAAACUAAUCCUCUUGUUCUUCCUCGUGACAGCCGCAUAUUUGCUUAGUUCCAAGAUCUCGCCUUUCAUGGGAUGGAACCCUCAUUACCCUUCCUCCGUCUCUUCUCCUUCUAGGGGUGGGUACACGGUUCUUAUCAACACUUGGAAGAGAAAUACUCUACUUAAGCAGUCUGUUGCUCACUAUGCAUCCUGCCAAGGUACUGAUGCGAUACAUGUAGUUUGGAGUGAAGUUGAUCCACCUUCAUAUAAGCUAAGAGAUUAUCUUAAAAAGAUGGUGCAGAAGAAGUCACAGACAGCUCAUAAACCCAACUUAAGGUUUGAUCUGAACGAGGAAGAUAACCUGAAUAAUAGAUUCAAGCCAAUUCAGGAUCUUAGGACUGAUGCUAUAUUCUCAGUGGAUGAUGAUGUAAUUGUUCCAUGUCGAACGCUGGAUUUCGCAUUCACUGUAUGGCAAACUGCUCCGCUUACGAUGGUGGGAUUUGUUCCUCGUAUGCAUUGGCUGGAUGAGGAGAAUGACGUAGUCCACUACAGAUAUGGAGGAUGGUGGUCUGUUUGGUGGAUGGGCACUUAUAGUAUGGUUCUCUCUAAAGCUGCAUUCUUUCAUAAGAAGUACUUGGAAUUGUAUACCAAAAAGAUGCCGUCAUCAAUUCAUGAUUAUGUAAGCAGGGAAAGAAAUUGUGAAGACAUAGCAAUGUCUCUUCUAGUUGCCAAUGCCACUGGGGCUCCUCCGAUAUGGGUUAAAGGCAAGAUAUAUGAAAUCGGUUCGUCAGGUAUAAGCAGUCUCAAGGAUCACAGUGACAAGAGAAAUAAAUGCCUAAAUGACUUUGUUUCUUUAUAUGGAGCAAUGCCUUUGGCAUCAACGAAUGCAAAAGCUGUGGAUGCAAGAUAUGAAUGGUUCUGGUAAAUUUUGGUCGUUUUCAGUUGGCACCACAUCAUUUUCCAGUUCUAUUAUCGUGUCAUGUAUCAGUUUGCUAAUUUAUAUGAUCCGGCACACUCCCACUUUCCCUCUUUCUACCACAGCUUUUGUAAAGUUUUCACGAUGUAGCUACACCUUUUGUGCGACUUUGAUCACUGGAUGUCGAGCAGAAUAUGCGAUUCUUUUAAUUAUGAUCCAUAUGCCUAGAGACCUUGAUAUUAAUCAGAAGUAUGCAUUCAAAGUUUUA